AUGGGAUCGAAAAGUCCCGAAGAGACAACAUUAACAACAUCUCAAGAGAUGGAUGCGCUGAUAUCCGAAGAGAUUCAACUAAUACUACCCGAAGAGUAUAACCAAUUGUUUGAAGAGUUAAUUAGCGAAAAAAUCGCUGAAGAAAUAUCCAUAGAAAAUGGCACAUCAAGUAGUGACCUUGGAGAGUGCGACAUAACUAUACCUAUUGAGACUAUAACUAUAGAAGUGCAAUCCGACACAAUUGCCGAUAACAAUAUUACAGACGGUAUAACAAUACAUGAUCGCUUAAAUUAUGAUGCGAUAGUAUUACCAGAAAAAACUACGGAAGACAUUGAUCGCAACAAACGAUUAAAAGCAUAUAAAGAUAAAGACGACGAAAAUGACAGCAAUAAUAAAAAAAAACAAAAGACUUCACGCAAAUCGAAAACCUACGUACAGGAGGUGACCGUCAGACCAAAAAUUUGUGCAAAACUGAAUUCGGUAGUUGUCAAACAAAAGUCGACUAACGAUAAUUCCGUUAACAACAAACCCGUUAACAACAGACCCGUUAACAGCAAAACCGUUAACAACAACAAGUCCAUUAACAACAAUAAAUUCGUUGUCAACACUAACAAAAAUGUCAACCACAACAAUGAAGUUGUUAAGCCCAACAUAUUUUCAAAGCGUGAACCUGCUGAUGGUUUUUUUAAAUUGCCGCCGUUCGGACAAAGGAGAUUUGAUAUAAAAAAAGUAUCUCAUGAUAUGUAUCCUAAAUUUUCGUUAAACCCGAGACGGUAUACACUGACAGGUAACAACACUGUCACCGCAUUUGUAACAUCAACCGAUUGUUUUUAUGUGGGUUAUAGUAAUGGUCGCAUUAGUAAAUAUCAUUACUUCUCUGGUGUGGAGUUGACACCAUGGUUUAAUAAUAUUGUCAAUGAAAAGGUUAUUGAUAUUAAGCCAAAGACACCUAAAGAUUACGUUUUUGUUAUAACAAAUAACUAUAUCACGCAAUAUUCAGAGGAAACGGGAGAUCGUAGUUACAAACAAUACUGUCGUAUACCAAUUGUAACAGCUAUCACUGAAAGUUUCUAUAAAUUGGUAUUUCUUCGAAAUGGCAAAGUAUAUCAACUAAAAUUACAAAAUAAAAAAUUCUGUGGUGGAUUUCAGGUCGCUGACCUAAUGUUACCUGUACAUGGUGUGACCUUAUUGGAUCACAAUGACCUAUCAAGCUUUGUGCCAUGUAUUGUACAGUUUGAAAAUAAAAUUGGGGUGAUUGUUUUCGAAUAUAUUCACCGAAAUUUUAUUCGUAUUAGUCGUCGAUUUUGGAUCAAAAAUGAUGCCAUAUUAGGCGGACGAUUAUCACUUGCAAUGAGUGAAAAUUAUCUCUUCGUUGCUGACACUUACAUAACGACAGCCGAUAAAAUAUCCAAUGUGGUGGCCGUGUAUCAUAACGAAGGACUUAAGCAUAGUAUCGGAAGAACGUUCAGUAUAUUGGGCAAACAAGUGAUUCGAUUGCAGAUAAGCGACAAUAAACUUGUCGUUAUGUCGGAGCCGAUACAGAUAGAGAUUUACAAUACAAACACACAAAUACUCGAAUAUCUUGUCCCGGCUUAUUACCCUUUUAUAAAUUUUGUUGUUAUGAAUAACAAGGCUAUUCACUUUACACAAUCUGGUGUUGGUCAGAUUAUUGACCUCAAUAAUCACAGGCUAAAUAAAGACGCUCGGUUUAUAAGAGUUAAAGAUGAACUACGGGUGGCAAAAAUUAAACCAAGUGAAUUGAUAAACACCAGAGAAAAUAAAACAUUGGACAAACCAUAUAUUUAUAAAGAUUUAUUUGGAGUUUUUGAAAUUUGUAUAAAAUGCAAACAAAACGGCUACAAUUUUAAACAUCAUCCAUAUAAUUGCUAUCGGUGCUAUAUGUGUGGUAAUGACGGGCAUACAGAAAAAAGUUGUAAAGGUAAAAUAAAACAACAUCAAGGAACGGCCAGUGGUCGAAAGCCAUCAAUUAUCAACAAGGAUUUACUAACGAAAUACAAAUACUUGUCACUCGAUUUGGAAAAAUUAAAAGGACAAAACAAUCAAUUAAUCGCAGGUUAUUUAGCCAUAAUAGCAUUUGAUAAGAAGCUCAAUGGUAAUAGUGAUAAUGAUCAGUUGGUAUACGCGGCUAAGAUACAAUAUAAGCGGAAUGAAAUCAAAAGCUAUCUUAAUCGUUGGUCAGGUUUACAGCCGACACUGCACGGCGAAAAAGCUGUACCAUUUAAAGAAGUCAAACAAACACUUAAGGAAAUUAUUGUUGGAAAAAUUAUUGUCGGUAUUGAUAUACUCAAUGAUUUCAAGUGUUUGGAAUUGGACAACAGUAUAUCACAUAACAUGAUAGUGGAUUUAAAAGACAUCUUUAUUGACAAUAGAGGUCAACCAAUAGGACUUAUGUAUUUGAGUUACGCCAUAUUAAACAAAAAAAUACAUGACGUUGCGGACAUUCAAACUCAUAAUCCAAUCACAGACGCGCGAUUGUGCGCAAAGAUUUAUUGUAAGCAUUUACGUAAUAAAAUACCAAAUAUUAAUGGCUAUCAAUGGAUUAGGGAAAAGUUUAAUAAAGACUUUCCAAAUUUUAAACGAAUAAGAAAUUAA
This is a messenger RNA of Oppia nitens, 2613 nucleotides long. RefSeq lists its product as uncharacterized. NCBI's taxonomy places the organism in Eukaryota, Metazoa, Arthropoda, Arachnida, Sarcoptiformes, Oppiidae. The record is from RefSeq and is a predicted model, not a curated record. The transcript has 2 exons. Bases 1 to 2613 code for a protein of 870 amino acids. Gene Ontology annotation, molecular function: zinc ion binding; nucleic acid binding.